UUUUAUAUUAGUGUUAUUUCCCAUUCAUAUAUCUUUAUUUAUUUGUAUCUGGUCUAGAUUUUAACACUUGGGCUUCAGUUAUUAUUAUUGAAUAAUUAUAAUUAGUUCAAAGACUAGAUCAAUUAUUAGAUCAAAGAAUGGAAAACUCAUUUAGAGUCUGCAUGCUGUUUCUUCUGAUCUCUAAUCUGCUCCUCUCACAUGGAGCCCUGGGCAAGAACCUCACGGUGACGGUCAACCCCGACUGUAGCGCUAGUACUGCUGAUUGCUCCCUGCCUUGGCUGGUAGAUGUUAUCUCUCGGCCAUCAGAUUCUCUGAAUGCAACUCAGUACCACCAUGUGUGGGGAGCCGUGGGUGCCCCGACCCUCAUGGCCAUCGAGUCCCCAGCAGAUGCCAAGCUUUCUGUUGACUGGUCCUUGCUUGCAAGUCAUCAGGCCUCAGCCAUCCAGCUCCAGCCUGCCCCCCUCAGUGUCUUUGGUGUUGCUAUCACUGAGAUCAUCCUCUUUGAUGACGUUAACGACGAAGGCAGCAUAAGGAACGUCAACAGCUCAGCACAGAUAAGCCUGCCCAGCUCGCUUUUUGACUGGAACUUCACCGUGUCUUACACUGACUCUGAUGUGCACGUGUCCUUCUACACCACCCACUGUAAUAACACUGAACUGGAACCCAACUCUGGUCUUUACAUCAAUUUGAGCGCCAGUUUGGAGGGGCGGCGUUCCGAUGACCCGCCGCGCCUGUUCUGCCACGCGUCCGCCGCGGCUGUCGACUUCAUCCUCGACAACCUCAUCCUCAACGUCACCAACCCCAACCCCAGUGACUAG
This is a messenger RNA of Hyalella azteca, 818 nucleotides long. Its product is annotated as glycosylated lysosomal membrane protein A. The transcript is spliced from 5 exons. Bases 138 to 818 code for a protein of 226 amino acids. Lineage: Eukaryota; Metazoa; Arthropoda; Malacostraca; Amphipoda; Hyalellidae. Gene Ontology annotation, cellular component: lysosome. The record is from RefSeq and is a predicted model, not a curated record.